AUGCUGGAAGAUGACAACGAUCCAAACUUUGUUGAUACAGUUGCUAGUUCUUAUUUUAGUCAGACACCAACUGAUAUACAUGCUGUUGAACAAAUAUUGUACGCAAUCCCCGUCGAUCCUGCUAAAGUGGAAACAAUUCUUUUUAAAUUUAAAGGCGCGAGCUCCAGCUUUGGUGCUAAUAAGGUGACUAUUGAAAUCAAUAAAAUGAUUGAUUGUCUCAGGCGAGGCGACAUGGAAGGUUGUAAGGCUGGACUCCCGAUUCUAAAACAAGAAUUUGAUACUCUGAAGAAUAAACUGGGAGCAUAUUUGAAGUUGUUGCGACAAGACAAGCCUAGCUCGUCAUCAACUGGCGCCAACUAUUGA
Messenger RNA from Corylus avellana, 363 nucleotides. Lineage: Eukaryota; Viridiplantae; Streptophyta; Magnoliopsida; Fagales; Betulaceae. The record is from RefSeq and is a predicted model, not a curated record.